Echinococcus granulosus is the source of this 384-nucleotide messenger RNA. Its product is annotated as 40S ribosomal protein S21. Bases 1 to 384 code for a protein of 127 amino acids. Gene Ontology annotation, molecular function: structural constituent of ribosome. The transcript is spliced from 3 exons. Gene Ontology annotation, cellular component: cytosolic small ribosomal subunit; ribosome. NCBI's taxonomy places the organism in Eukaryota, Metazoa, Platyhelminthes, Cestoda, Cyclophyllidea, Taeniidae. Gene Ontology annotation, biological process: translation; endonucleolytic cleavage in ITS1 to separate SSU-rRNA from 5.8S rRNA and LSU-rRNA from tricistronic rRNA transcript (SSU-rRNA, 5.8S rRNA, LSU-rRNA); endonucleolytic cleavage to generate mature 3'-end of SSU-rRNA from (SSU-rRNA, 5.8S rRNA, LSU-rRNA). The record is from RefSeq and is a predicted model, not a curated record.
AUGCAGAACGAGGCUGGCGAAUUUGUUGAUAUGUACAUUCCUAGGCGCUGUGAUGUCAGCAAUCAGUUGAUUGGCGCCAAGGAUCACGCAUCGAUUUCCUUGCGACUCGCCGAAGUUGACGCUGUUACCGGCCGCAUGAAUGGGGAAUGUAGGACUUUUAACAUCUCUGGUCAAAUUCGCUCUAUGGGUGAGUGCGACGACUCACUUAAUAGGCUUGCUAUCAAGGCGAAGAUGCUACCGAAGUGCUUCGUCUACUGCAUCCUCACAGGGACGCUUGUCACGGGUCGGAAACAGUCGUGGUCUCGAUCGUCACCAACAGAGGGAAAGCCGUUUUCAAGUGUUCACGCCACCCAGGUGCCUCACUACUUUGCGCUUCUACUGUGA